AUGACCCACCAACUUCUGCCCCGAGCUGUGGUUUCCUCUCGCUGGCUUUUGGACACUUUACGGGCUGGUUCAGCUCUCAGAUCAAAUGUUCGGGUACUUGAUGCAUCAUGGCAUCUCCCCAAAACUGGACGUGACCCUUGGCGUGAGUACAAGGAGCGUCACAUUCCUGGAGCCUACUUCUUCGACAUAGAUGUUUGCAGUGACCGCACUUCCCCAUAUGACCACAUGCUUCCCAGUGCAGACCAGUUUGCUGAAUAUGCUGGGAAACUUGGAAUCUCUAACAGCAAUCAUGUUGUGGUCUACGACGCUAGUGAUUUCGGCUCCUUCAGCGCUCCCCGGCUCUGGUGGAUGUUUAGGGUUUUUGGGCAUCCAAACGUGUCUGUGUUGGAUGGUGGUUUUAAAGGUUGGUUAAGGGAAGGACAUCCAGUAAAGUCGGGGAAGGAACCUCGCCCAGAGCCAGUAGAGUUCCAAGCAAAGCUGAAUACUUCUCAAGUUAUAGACCAUGAGGAAAUGGAGGACAACGUUGAGAAGAGGAAAUUUCAGGCUGUGGAUGCCAGAGUGGAGGGACGGUUCAGAGGACUUGACCCUGAGCCCGGGAAGGGAAUUGAGCCUGGUCACAUACCUGGCACCAUGAACCUCCCUUUCCCAAGCUUCCUUACAGAAGAAGGCAAUGAAAAGUCUCCCGAAGAACUUAAACGUAUUUUCCAGGAGAAAGGCAUUGACCUGUCAAAACCACUGGUGGCAUCGUGUGGCUCCGGAGUCACUGCCUGCCACGUGGCUCUUGCUGCUUUCCUUUGUGGUAAAGAAGAUGUUGCCAUAUAUGACGGUUCGUGGGUUGAGUGGUACAUGCGUGCCAAGCCAGAGGAUAUUGUAUCAGAAGGCAGGGGGAAGACCUUGUAA
Messenger RNA from Staurois parvus, 900 nucleotides. The record is from the annotation of a GenBank genome assembly. Lineage: Eukaryota; Metazoa; Chordata; Amphibia; Anura; Ranidae.